AUGUCUACAUUUGGCUACAGAAGGGGACUUAGUAAAUAUGAAUCCAUCGAUGAGGAUGAACUUCUCGCCUCCCUCUCAGCUGAAGAGCUGAAGGAACUUGAGAGGGAGCUGGAAGACAUUGAACCUGACCGAAACCUUCCCGUGGGGCUAAGGCAAAAGAGUCUGACAGAGAAAACCCCAACGGGGAACUUCAGCCGAGAGGCGCUGAUGGCGUAUUGGGAAAAGGAGUCCCAAAAACUUUUGGAGAAGGAACGGCUGGGGGAAUAUGGAAAGGUUGCUGAAGAAGACAAAGAGGAGAGUGAGGAGGAACUGAUCUUCACAGAGAGCAACAGUGAAGUCUCCGAGGAGGUGUGUACAGAAGAGGAGGAGGAGUCUCAAGAGGAGGAAGAAGAAGAGGAAGAAGAGGACAGCGAGGAAGAGGAAGUGCCAACGGAAGCCACAAAACAUAUGAACGGAACUGUAAGCUACAAUAGUGUUAAUACUGAUAACGUUAAGCCAAAGACAUUUAAAAGCCAAAUAGAAAAUAUAAAUUUAAGCAACGGCAACAGUGGAGGAACGCAGAGGAACACAGAGUCGCCAGCUGCCAUCCACCCUUGUGGCAAUCCCACCGUUAUUGAGGAUGCUCUGGAAAAGAUUAGAAACAACGACCCUGACACGACAGAAGUCAAUCUGAACAAUAUCGAGAACAUCACCAGCCAGACCUUAUCCCGAUUUGCCGACGCUCUCAAGGAGAACACGGUGGUGAAGACGUUCAGUCUGGCCAACACGCACGCCGAUGACGCUGCAGCCAUCGCCAUUGCAGAAAUGCUCAAGGUCAACGAACACAUUACCAGCAUAAACGUGGAGUCCAACUUCAUCACUGGCAAGGGGAUCCUGGCCAUCAUGAGGGCCCUGCAGCACAACACAGUGCUCACGGAGCUGCGCUUCCACAACCAGAGGCACAUCAUGGGCUCCCAGGUGGAGAUGGAGAUCGUCAAGCUACUCAAGGAGAACACCACGCUGCUGAGGCUGGGCUACCAUUUUGAACUCCCAGGACCAAGAAUGAGUAUGACGAGUAUUUUAACAAGGAAUAUGGAUAAGCAGAGACAAAAACGCAUGCAGGAGCAAAAGCAGCAAGAGGGGCAUGAAGGAGGGGCUACUCUUAGGACCAAAGUCUGGCAAAGAGGGACGCCUGGCUCUUCUCCAUAUGCGUCUCCGAGGCAAUCUCCCUGGUCAUCUCCCAAAGUCUCCAAGAAAGUUUCCACUGGGAGGAGCAGACCUCCAUCUCCUGUGGCCCCGCCCCCGCCCCCUCCUCCUCUUCCUCCCCACCUGCUGCCUCCUCCCCCCCCUCCCCCUGCUCCUCCACUCCCAGAGAAAAAGCUCAUCACCAGAAACAUCGCAGAAGUCAUUAAACAACAGGAAAGUGCCCAGCGGGCCCUNCAAAAUGGACAGAGAAAGAAAAAAGGGAAAAAGGUUAAGAAACAACCAAACAAUAUCCUAAAGGAAAUUAAGAAUUCUCUGAGGUCAGUGCAAGAGAAGAAAAUGGAAGACAGCUCCCGACCCUCUACCCCACAGAGAUCAGCUCAUGAGAACCUCAUGGAAGCCAUUCGGGGGAGCAGCAUAAGACAGCUACGGAGGGUGGAAAUUCCUGAAGCGCUGAGAUAGACCGAUCUGUAGAAGAGGACCCGGAACUGUUUAGUGGUGUGGCCCAAGGUGCAUUGUGAGCUGUUUCCAAAAUGCCUUCUUUAAUUUGAAAUAUUUCCCAACUUCAAAGAUAGUGUCACUAUGGAAUUCCAAGGGAAUUCUAAGAAGCAAUGAGCAUGUUUCUUCUGUAAAUAUGAAAAUAAACUUCUUUUUUAUGUCCUAAGAUUCAUAUGGGCAGUGAGCCUCGGAAGAUCUCUUUCCAUCUCUGGCAUCUCAGUUACUGAGUUCAAAUCACUUAAAGAAUAUGCUAUUAUUUUUGCAAUCCC
This is a messenger RNA of Apodemus sylvaticus (European woodmouse), 1949 nucleotides long. RefSeq names its product leiomodin 2 (gene Lmod2). Gene Ontology annotation, cellular component: myofibril; striated muscle thin filament. Bases 1 to 1644 code for a protein of 547 amino acids. Lineage: Eukaryota; Metazoa; Chordata; Mammalia; Rodentia; Muridae. The transcript is spliced from 4 exons. The record is from RefSeq and is a predicted model, not a curated record. Gene Ontology annotation, molecular function: tropomyosin binding. Gene Ontology annotation, biological process: pointed-end actin filament capping; myofibril assembly; muscle contraction.